Molecule: messenger RNA, 404 nt
Organism: Sphaerulina musiva SO2202
Lineage: Eukaryota; Fungi; Ascomycota; Dothideomycetes; Mycosphaerellales; Mycosphaerellaceae
Exons: 2
Coding region: 1-216 (71 amino acids)
Source: RefSeq, a predicted model, not a curated record
AUGAAGAGAGAGAGGGGGAGAGAACAAGAAGAGCCAUGUACUAGUAAGGGAAGCAGAACUCAGGAGGCGCAUCCAUAUCGAAACAACCAACCCUUUUUUUCCUUUCAGGUAAAUCUGCUUGACGAUGAUAAUGAUCAAUUGGACCACAUGCAAAGCUUUCGGAUUCUGUAUGCGAGAGAUCCGAUCCAUCCAUCUUCAAGUCAUUUCUCUAAGUGAUAUGGGUGGCUUGUGAAGCCUUGAAAAAAAGUUUGUUCUUGUCGUCUUGUUUUUUUUUCUGGCGCGGCGGAGGAGGAAUCAUGGUUCCGACUCCUGAUGGUUGGUUUUUUUUGUUUGGGACCGAUACUCAUGUAUUUCCGGAUCCGGCCGAUGGGGCUGAUGAUGGGGUGUGGAUUGUACACAUUUUU